Molecule: messenger RNA, 972 nt
Organism: Ceratotherium simum simum (southern white rhinoceros)
Lineage: Eukaryota; Metazoa; Chordata; Mammalia; Perissodactyla; Rhinocerotidae
Source: RefSeq, a predicted model, not a curated record
CCAUGAGGUGUCAACAUGAAGAAUGUCACUGAAAUUACUACAUUUGUACUGAAAGGAUUCACAGACAAUCUUGAACUGCAGAUCAUCUUAUUCUUCCUGUUUCUAGCAAUCUACUUGUUUACUCUGAUGGGAAAUUUGGGACUGAUUGUAUUGGUCGCUGGGGAUUCCCGGCUCCACACCCCCAUGUAUUAUUUUCUGAGUGUGUUAUCAUCUGUGGAUGCCUGCUAUUCUUCAGUAAUUACCCCCAAUAUGUUAGUAGAUUUUAUCUCAAAAACUAAAGUCAUUUCAUUCCUGGGAUGUGCAACACAGAUGUUUCUCGCUAUUAUUUUUGGGACGACAGAAUGCUUUCUCUUGGCUGCAAUGGCAUAUGAUCGCUAUGUAGCAAUCUACAACCCUCUGCUAUAUUCAGUCAACAUGUCACCUAGGCUCUAUGUGCCACUCAUCAUUGCUUCCUAUGUUGGUGGCAUCUUGCAUGCUACUUUACACACAGUGGCUACUUUUAGCCUAUCCUUCUGUGCAUCCAAUGAAAUCAGACAUGUCUUUUGUGACAUCCCUCCUCUCCUAGCCAUUUCUUGUUCUGACACUCACACAAACCAGCUUCUACUCUUUUAUUUGGUGGGCUCUAUUGAGAUAGUCACUAUCCUGAUUGUCCUGAUCUCUUAUGGUUUCAUUCUGUUGGCAAUUCUGAGGAUGCAUUCUGCUGAAGGGAGACGAAAAGUCUUUUCUACCUGUGGCUCUCACCUAACCGGAGUGUCAAUUUUUCAUGGUACAGUUCUUUUCAUGUAUGUGAGACCAAGUUCCAGCUACGCUUUGGAUCAUGACAUGAUAACGUCAAUAUUUUACACCAUUAUGAUUCCCAUGCUGAAUCCUAUUAUCUAUAGUUUGAGAAACAAAGAUGUAAAAGAGGCAAUGCAAAAAAUGCUUAGGAAAAAAUGGUUUCUCAAUAAAGUAUAUGUUCACAGUAAAAAUUAA